CCGGAUUACGGGUCUCUCCUUGCAGCGGCGCGGCGAGAGUAGAGUGGUGGCUACGGAGUUGGGAACCAUGGCAGGACAAGCAUUUAGAAAGUUUCUUCCACUCUUCGAUCGAGUAUUGGUGGAAAGGUGUGCAGCCGAAACUGUAACCAAAGGAGGCAUUAUGCUUCCAGAAAAAUCUCAAGGAAAAGUAUUGCAAGCAACAGUAGUGGCUGUUGGGUCAGGCUCUAAAGGAAAGGAUUUCUAUAAUUGGCCAGAUGAAUCAUUUGAUGAAAUGGACAGUACACUAGCUGUUCAGCAGUAUAUUCAGCAGAACAUAAGAGCAGAUUGCUCCAAUAUUGACAAAAUUCUUGAACCACCUGAAGGCCAAGAUGAAGGUGUAUGGAAAUAUGAACAUUUGAGGCAGUUCUGCCUUGAGCUAAAUGGACUUGCUGUCAAACUUCAGAGUGAAUGCCAUCCAGAUACUUGUACUCAAAUGACAGCAACUGAACAAUGGAUUUUUCUUUGCGCAGCUCAUAAAACUCCAAAAGAGUGUCCUGCUAUAGACUAUACUAGACACACACUUGAUGGUGCUGCAUGUCUUCUGAAUAGCAAUAAAUAUUUUCCCAGCAGGGUUAGCAUAAAGGAAUCAUCUGUAGCAAAACUAGGAUCAGUAUGCCGUAGGAUUUACAGAAUAUUUUCACAUGCUUAUUUUCAUCACCGGCAGAUAUUUGAUGAAUAUGAAAAUGAAACAUUUUUGUGUCAUCGGUUUACUAAAUUUGUGAUGAAAUAUAAUUUGAUGUCCAAGGAUAACCUGAUUGUACCAAUUUUAGAAGAGGAAGUUCAGAAUUCAGUUUCUGGGGAAAGCGAAGCAUGAAGGGAAUCAUAUAGAAAAAUGUACUGAUCACAUAAUUAACAUUAAUUAUGUACUGUAUAUAUAUCAUUUUAGACACAUCAAUCAUGUAUUCAUAUUAUAGCUUCUUUGUUUAGUGUAGGUUUUGUAUGCUAUGUUUGCCUUUUAAAAUGGGAAAUACUUUUUAAGUUAUUCAUAAGCUGUAUAUUCACUGGUGUGGCACUCAUGGUUUUUAAAUAAGAUUAGUAUUAUCUGUUUAUAAUGCCUGUUAAUAAAAGAAUUUACAGUUUGGUAAAA
Molecule: messenger RNA, 1126 nt
Organism: Otolemur garnettii (small-eared galago)
Lineage: Eukaryota; Metazoa; Chordata; Mammalia; Primates; Galagidae
Product: MOB-like protein phocein
Exons: 9
Coding region: 68-853 (261 amino acids)
Biological process (GO): protein folding
Cellular component (GO): cytoplasm
Molecular function (GO): protein folding chaperone; ATP binding
Source: RefSeq, a predicted model, not a curated record